Molecule: messenger RNA, 1000 nt
Organism: Daktulosphaira vitifoliae (grape phylloxera)
Lineage: Eukaryota; Metazoa; Arthropoda; Insecta; Hemiptera; Phylloxeridae
Exons: 4
Coding region: 358-945 (195 amino acids)
Source: RefSeq, a predicted model, not a curated record
AUUACAAUGACGGUAAAAAAAUUCUUUCGUCGGUUGGCAAGGGCCUUUACGUGUUGUCUCUCCAAAAAGGAGCGUAAUAUAAAUGGUAUAGUAUCUUAGCUUAGUCUAGCCCAGGUAUUUUUUUAAUAAAAUUUAGCUUAACACGAUACACAACAAUAAUUUUCUCAAUAUCUAGUGUUUUAACACGUACAUAGAAUUAAUACACUCAUUUAUUUGAACAUGUAAAUGUAGUGUAGAUUUAUAUAUCCAGUAUUAAAAAAUUCAUUUAUAAUUUUUUUUUAAAUUAACUAUAAUUAGACUAAUUAUUGUUGAGUAGAUAAAUAUUUUGGUAAUUUAAUGUAUUAUUAAUUAGAAAGCAUGGACUGUUACUUAAGUCCAGUUAGUAGACAUGAUAUUCAGGAUUCAGGAACUAAAACAAUGACGACGUUAGAUAAUGUGUCUAAUGAAAGGGUAAAUAUUAUUGACAAUAACUUUAACAAGACUCUUGAGGGAUGUGAGAAGUUUGAAAAAGAGGUUCACGAACUUGGUAUGGCAGAUCCUAAAAUAGCAGAUAUUGAAGGAGCCGCCAUUGUGGAAAAGAGUAAGCAAGAAGAAGAAGACACGGAGUGUUACUUACGUUCAGUUAAAACACGUAGAUUAAAAAAAGGUACUAUAUGCUUCUUUGGAAAAAAGAGUAAUUCUGGCAUGAUAACUACAAAUAAUGGGGAAUGUUAUAAGUUCUAUAAAGAAGAUUUAAAUUUAGAUUUUGAUAGACGUUUUAAAUAUCCACAAAAAGUGAAAUUUGUUGUUGAUGAUUUAGAGCCCAAAUGGGCCUAUGAUGUAGAAAUAAUUGGCGACCCUUAUGUCCAAAGGUGCUAUUAUUGUUUAAAAAAUGAUCAUCUUGGUUUAGAAGACUGUAUGAAGUUACAGAUAGAUUCUUAUAAUUUUUACUAUCCUUAUAUGUAACAUAACACUACAAAACAAGCAGUUUGUAUUAUAUAUUCUGUUAAUGUUUCAAUUA